Messenger RNA from Cyphellophora europaea CBS 101466, 1185 nucleotides. RefSeq lists its product as uncharacterized. The record is from RefSeq and is a predicted model, not a curated record. Bases 1 to 1185 code for a protein of 394 amino acids. NCBI's taxonomy places the organism in Eukaryota, Fungi, Ascomycota, Eurotiomycetes, Chaetothyriales, Cyphellophoraceae. The transcript has a single exon.
AUGACCUUCGACGAGAUGGAGGGGCUGUUUCGUGAAAUCGGCAUCGACACCUCACCACGCGCUUUUGCUCGCCUCAAUAUCAUCCCGGGCCUCGGGCGGCCGAAUCUUCCACACACACCUCGGGAACGACCAGCAAGAGAGUCACACCGCGCCACUGUACACCAGCACAUUGAGAACUUCUGUCAGGCUAUUGCCCGCGGCAACAAGGUUCUGGACCAACAUGGUGGUCAGAUUAAGAUCAAGGAUGAUUCAGAGGAGAGCACUGCGGCAGAGCUCAUUCUCGGACAGCUCAAGCUCGAGACCCUAGACGGCGUUCAGCACCAACCUCCUGGCAGCUCGCAAACCCUGGUGGGGAAUUCGACCAUCAAGACUGAUUCAAGACUCAACGUUCAGUCUCGGCCCGUCAAUGGCAGGAAGGGAACAGCAGGAGUCAAUCGUGCCAAACACAGUAACGAGACAGUCGGCAUCAGUCGAGCGGCAUCAUACCUUCACGACCAUGGUCCCAGCUCCAGUGCAGUGGGGUCCACGAGACCCAAGCCCAGAGUCAUCUGCAUCAGCCCAUCAGCAGUGGCUCAACUGCCUAGCGUGAAAGCACACGUCGAGUCCAUACGUACCUCUAUCACCAGCACUUCCAUGGUAUCUACAGCCACGGACGCCGCCAACAGCGCCGACCAGUCCUCCACCACGCCCGCCACAAUCGCAGCUAAGCCUAUCACCAUCUCCGCUUCCAGCACCGCCUUCGCCCACCUGAACGCCACCAUGCGCGAAGACCUGUCCAACCACCUCUCCCACCUCUCCUUCGCGCAGCGAGACGAUCACCUUGAAUCACUGUACCUCGCCCCAAAGGCAAAAGACGAGACGAUGGAGGACGUGCUACACAACAUCACCAUCACCACCAUUCGUGCCAUGCACCUCAAUGAAAGCGUGGACAUGUUUCUGAAGGAGCAGGGACGGCGCAACGAGCAGAUGCGGGCGUGGAUUCAGGAGUUGAGGGAGAUCAGGCCGGGAAAGGAAGGAGGUGAGCAGGUCGAGGACUAUGGAGCGGAAGUUGCGACUGCUGUGGUGAGGAACAGUCGGCCUAAGGCAGCGCGUGCUGAAGCAGCCCUUGGACAAGACGAGAACGUUCAUGAGAUGCAAGGUGAGAGCGAGAUAGAGACCAGUGGAGAGAUGCCGAAGGAUUACUAG